AUGGUCGCCAGCAGUCCGUAUCACUGCCUAACGCUUUCGUUGCUUAUUAUACCGCCCAUCCUUCUGACGACGUACUUCUUUGCGGCUUUCCCAACACCCCCAGCACCCAUCUUCAUCCACCCAUCGUUGGCAAGCCUGCCACCCACGUCCAAGUCAUGGGAGAUAUACCCGGAAGACUUUUAUCCAGGCGGAGGAUACGCGGAAUUUCCUACGGGGAGGGUCAGAUACUGGCUUUUAGGUCCUGAGAAGGGAAAGAAAGUCGUCUUAAUUCACGGUCUCUCGAUACCAGCUAUCAUCUGGAAAGACGUCGCACCCACUUUGGCGUCGCGUGGUUAUCGCGUUUUGCUGUACGAUCUGUAUGGACGCGGCUAUUCCGAUGCACCACAAACAACAUACGACCCAAAUCUCUACACAACGCAACUUGCUCUGCUGAUGCAGUAUUUGAGAUGGGAGAAGGCGAAUAUCGUUGGGGUGUCAAUGGGCGGCGCAAUUGCAGCGGCCUUCACCUCACAAUUCCCCCAUCUCGUCGAUGAAGGCGUCGGCCUUAUCGCUUGUGCGGGUCUCAUGGAGACGAGCGACCUUUCGCGAACGGCAAAAUUCAUGUCGUCGCCUCUGGUCCAGACUGUCGCUUCAAGUAGACCCGUCAGGAGUUACAUUCAACACCUAACAAAUCAAACGAUCACCAAAGAUGCAACAAACCCUAUCAUCGAGAUUGUCCGAAUCCAAUCGGCGCACUUACCAGGAUACAACGCCGCCCUCUCCUCAUCCCUCCGAGACGGUCCCAUCCGCGGACAAACCGCGGCCUUCCGAUCAAAAGGUUUCGAAGGCAAGCGCGUGCUCAUCCUACACGGGACGCGCGAUACGACCGUGCCCCCGAAAUACGCAGGGCGGAUCGCGACGCUCCUCCCGGAACCGGCGAAGCAGAAGACGGUGAUCGUCGAGGGUGCGGGACACGAUCUGACCGUCAGUCAUCCGGUUGAGGUUAGCGAUGCGUUGAGCAACUUGCUUGAGGGGAAAGCCUCGUGGAAGUCGUAG
This is a messenger RNA of Cyclocybe aegerita, 1035 nucleotides long. NCBI's taxonomy places the organism in Eukaryota, Fungi, Basidiomycota, Agaricomycetes, Agaricales, Hemipholiotaceae. The record is from the annotation of a GenBank genome assembly.